AUGUUAGUUUUCAUUAAGUUCUUCCAGUACUCUCGUCGGGUUUCAUUUUUUUUGGAGUGUUUGACGGAGAUUGUAGUCUUCCUCAUGUCAGCAUUAUUUAACUUUCAAAGUCUGCUGAGUGUCAUUUUGUUGCUUAUAUGCACUUGCGCUUACAUUAGACACUUCUCCCCUACCUUAUUGGAUUCACGAAAACAUGGACUUCUAGGACUGUUCUGGAAAUGUGCAAGAAUUGGUGAACGCAAAAGUCCUUAUGUUGCUGUCUGUUGCAUUUUAAUGGCAGGCUCAGUACUUUUCAGUUCACAAUCAAGGUAUCUCUCCAAUCGUUUGUCUAAGGAGUCAGGAAGCUCCAGUGGAAGUAAUAGUAGUUUCUUCAGUGAUACAUUUAUAUCUAUUGCAAUAACCGGAGCAUUUCUUGGCAGUUGCUUAGCUUUUCGCUGGUAUGUAAAUCGUCUACGUGACUACAGCAUUACUGAAAAGAAAAACCCAGAGAAGUCAGGGCUGGAACCUGAAGUAUCUUCAGCGUCAAAUGCGUUGGAAAUACCUGUGACACAUGCCUCUGAGUCAGCUUUGAAUACAUCUCCAAUUCAACAUGAAACUAGAAAUUCAAGUGAUCAUUCACCCGUUAUUGUUGAGCAACAGCAGCUGGAUACUUCGGAUUCUGUCGAUUCCCAGGUCACUGAAUCUGUAAAAAAUUCAGUGAAAGAAGUUACAAAUUCAGAUUUUCAUGAUGAAAUACCGGAAUCACUUGUGUACAUUAAACCAGAAGAUGAAAUAUUUCCUUCACAUGUACCAUACAUUAUUGUUGGUGCUGGAGCGGCUGGAAUGUCAGCAGCCCGUUCAAUACGUGCCUCAGACCCAACAUCUAGAAUUUUAUUAAUUUCUGGUGGUGGGGAAUCAAGUACAAUAGCUGAACCAGGUAUUGAAGAAACUUCAUUUCUUGAACCGCCACCUUACUUGAGACCACCUUUAAUAAAUUACAAAAACAUAACACCUAUGUCUGACCUACAAGCAGAAGUUUCGAAAAUUUCAAUCGACUCUCCGUCACCUCUUAGCUUAAAGAUUAAUCAUUGGUUUGCAGUUUCGGCAUGGAAGUGGUGUACUAACGAUGAUGACUGUGGUAUUUGUCGGAACGCUUUCGAAACAUGUUGUGCAGAUUGUAAACUCCCAGGUGACGAUUGUCCUCUUGUUUGGGGUCAAUGUAACCAUUGUUUUCAUAUGCAUUGCAUUAUAAAAUGGUUAAACAGUCAACAAAUGGCUCAACAUUGUCCUUUGUGCAGACAAGAUUGGCGGUUCAGAGAAUAA
This is a messenger RNA of Schistosoma rodhaini, 1302 nucleotides long. Lineage: Eukaryota; Metazoa; Platyhelminthes; Trematoda; Strigeidida; Schistosomatidae. The record is from the annotation of a GenBank genome assembly.